Molecule: messenger RNA, 2329 nt
Organism: Clunio marinus
Lineage: Eukaryota; Metazoa; Arthropoda; Insecta; Diptera; Chironomidae
Source: the annotation of a GenBank genome assembly
UCAGUUGAGUUUGUGUAGUGAGUCUUGAAAGACGUGUUUAGUGUUAAUUUUAUAAAAGUUUUUUCUUUCUAAGAUUAUCUGUAGGAUUCAAAUUAAUUGUUUUCGUGCAAUAAUCUUAACAAUGUCUCAAGAUAAUGCGAAAUUUGAUUUUCGGAUUCUAACAAUAACUUUUGUUCUUAAUAUCUUGUCGUAUAUCUUUGAUAUCAUCACUUAUCCUUUCUACGUUCUAAUUCAAAAGCCAUGGAGACGUGUUACUCAUCGUGUAAGAGCGCAAGCAGUAAGUAAGAGCGAUAAUGAAAUCACAUAUCACUCUGUUGACCAGCCGGGUAAAAUUUAUAUUCGCAUGCUUGAAACUCACACUGACACAUUGGAACUAAUGUUCAAACGUGUCGCAAAAAUUCACACAACAAAAAAAUGCCUCGGAACACGUGAGAUUCUCGCCGAAGAAGAUGAAAUACAACCAAACGGAAAAGUUUUCAAAAAAUAUAAAUUGGGUGACUACAAAUGGAUGAACUUUACUGAAACGGAAGAAAAAGCGAGAUUUUUCGGACGUGGCAUGCGUGAACUUGGCUUGCAACCUAAAGAUAAAGUUGUGAUUUUUGCUGAAACAAGAGCUGAAUGGAUGAUUGCUGCACAUGGUCUUUUCAAACAAAGUUGCACGAUUGUGACAAUUUAUGCAACACUUGGCGAUGAAGCAAUCAUGCAUGGUGUCAAUGAAACUGAAGUUAAAACCAUCAUCACAUCACAUGAAUUGCUUCCAAAAAUCCGGAAGAUUCUCAACUCAAUUCCCAACAUCAACACAAUCAUUUAUUUUGAAGAUCAACUCAAGAAAACUGACGCUUCAGGUUUUGGUGACGUUCGUGUCGUUCCAUUCUCUCGAGUUGUAGAAAAUGGAAGUGCAAGUAAAUUUGAAGAGUUUCCUCCACGAACUGAUGACAUCGCCUUCAUCAUGUACACUUCGGGAAGCACUGGCACACCCAAGGGCGUCUUACUAACUCAUUCAAAUUGCAUAGCAACAAUGGAAUGUUAUUGUGAUCUUGAGAUUCUUUCUGGUGACGUUGGAAUUGGUUUUCUUCCACUUGCUCAUGUUUUUGAACUUCUCGCUGAAAGUGUUGCUUUGCUUCGUGGUGUUCCAAUUGGAUAUUCAACACCAAACACUCUUCUCGAUACCAGUUCAAAAGUUAUGAAAGAAUCCAAAGGCGAUAUGACGAUAUUACAACCGACAGCAAUGACAAUUGUUCCACUUAUCUUAGAUCGAAUUAUUAAAACGAUUGAUGACAAGUUAAACAAAGGAUCAGCUGUUGAAAAGGCGAUUUUCCACCUUGCAUAUGAUUAUAAGAGAAAGUGGUUGGCUCGUGGAUUUUGCACACCAAUGCUUGAUGCUUUGAUAUUCAAGAAAAUUGCAAAAAUCUUGGGUGGACGAAUGCGAGUUUUAGUCACUGGUGGAGCUCCAUUGUCACCUGAAACUCAAGAAAGAAUUCGCGUUAUUUUAUGCGUCUCUGUUGUGCAAGGUUAUGGAUUGACUGAGACAACAGCUGGCGCGACACUUUCUUCUGUACGUGAUUCUUCGGUUGGUCGUGUUGGUGCUCCAUCUCCACUUGUUGAUAUCAGACUGGUCAACUGGGAAGAAGGACAUUAUCGUGUGACUAAUAAACCAUAUCCACAAGGAGAAGUUCUUGUUGGAGGCUUCACAAUAUCUCCAGGCUAUUAUAAACUUCCAGAUAAAACAGCUGAAGAGUUCUUCGAAGAAGACGAAAAACGUUGGUUCAGAACUGGAGAUAUUGGUGAAAUGCACCCCGAUGGCGUCUUGAAGAUUAUAGAUCGUAAGAAAGAUUUGGUAAAACUACAACAAGGCGAAUACAUUUCAUUGGGAAAAGUUGAAACUGAAUUGAAGACAAGUUUGCUUGUCGACAACAUUUGUGUCUACGGAGAUUCAUUGAAAGAAUAUUGUGUUGCUUUAAUAGUUCCCAAUGCAAAAGCAUUGAAAGAAUUAGCUGCAACUUUAAACAUAAGCGGAAGUUUCGAAGAACUUUGUUCAAAUAUUGAAGUUGAGAAAGCAGCAUUGAAGGAAAUCACAGAACAAGGCAAAAGAUGUCACUUGGAUAAGUUUGAAAUUCCUGCGAAGAUUACGCUUUGUAAGGAGGUUUGGUCGCCUACCAUGGGACUUAUAACAGCUGCUUUCAAGAUUAAGCGAAAGGACAUUCAAAAGACAUAUCAAGCAGACAUUGAUCGAAUGUAUGGAAAAUAAAUUUCUAUAAAAUUUCUAAAUAAAAUAAUAAAAGAAAUGAAAUGCCGAGUUGAUGAUGAACAUUUUAUUGUUUUAAUUAAA